AUGUCUAUCAGCUCGAAUGAGAGCAUUCUUGAAGAUGACAUUGUUCGACGACAGUCUGGGACGGGGAAUGUUGAGGAUCAACGGGGGGAGAAUCAACCUACACGAAUGCUGGUCAGAAUAUCGCAAGAGGGUUUCACCUCGGUCUUUCUUGGAGACGAGUUUUCUUUUGAAGGCUACAAGAACGUAAGGAUCUCGAUAGUACGCGCCAUAGCUCAAAUCACUCUCUUUUAUGGAUUAUACAAAGCUUUCACCAGACCGCCAUAG
Molecule: messenger RNA, 264 nt
Organism: Letharia columbiana
Lineage: Eukaryota; Fungi; Ascomycota; Lecanoromycetes; Lecanorales; Parmeliaceae
Exons: 1
Coding region: 1-264 (87 amino acids)
Source: RefSeq, a predicted model, not a curated record